Messenger RNA from Anopheles coustani, 903 nucleotides. It is a transcript of the gene RpL27A, whose product is annotated as large ribosomal subunit protein uL15. The transcript is spliced from 4 exons. Gene Ontology annotation, biological process: translation. Gene Ontology annotation, cellular component: cytosolic large ribosomal subunit; ribosome. Gene Ontology annotation, molecular function: structural constituent of ribosome. Bases 91 to 543 code for a protein of 150 amino acids. The record is from RefSeq and is a predicted model, not a curated record. Lineage: Eukaryota; Metazoa; Arthropoda; Insecta; Diptera; Culicidae.
UUCAGUCCAUCUUUCUUUUUCCGGCAAACUUUGCCCGCUGUCGAACACAUUUCGUGGUAGCAGCGAAAGGAUUUUCGAUUUUCGUGCACAAUGGUCAAUCUAAGGAAAAGGAAGAAGACCAGGAAGCUGCGUGGCCAUGUCAGCCACGGUCACGGUCGCAUUGGCAAGCACCGCAAGCAUCCUGGAGGUCGCGGUAACGCUGGUGGCAUGCACCACCAUCGUAUCAACUACGACAAAUACCAUCCCGGUUACUUCGGCAAAGUCGGUAUGCGGAACUUCCACUUGAACCGCAACCACAAGUUCUGCCCGACGCUCAACCUCACCAAGCUGUGGGCUCUGGUGCCGGAGAACAUACGUGAAGAAGCCAAGAAGAACCCCGAGAAGGUCCCCGUGAUUGAUCUGGUGAAAUUCGGUUACUUCAAGGUGCUCGGUACCGGAUACCUUCCCAAGAAGGCGCCCAUCAUCGUCAAGGCGAAAAUGUUCUCCCGCAAGGCCGAAAUGAAGAUCAAGCUGGCUGGUGGUGCGUGCGUGCUGCGGGCUUAGAAUUUGUUCAACAAAACGAGCGAAGGAAGAGCUGCACACACAAACUGUUACUACUCGGCCGAUGAUGGAGUAGGCGGGAAAAAUAAACAUCUACACCCGGGCACUGGAAACCAAAUGCGACAUCCCUUUUUACGGAACUGAAACACCUGCUGCUCCGUGUUUACUUUCUAUUUGCUCCUGCCGGGUUGCGGAUAUCCUUGUUUUCGUACAACAGUUCGUGUGUAUUGUAGGGGGAAUGGUUGGAAGCUGUUUGCGGUGGCGUUUGCGUGUCCGGCGUCCGUGGACGGUGCCGGUGCGUGUAACGUUGUCACGAAGAGAGAAAAGAUGAGAAUACAAAAAGAAAGUAAUACCUUAAACAUC